UUAAUGUUUCUCGUAGCACUAUUUCUAACUUCAUGACAACCGAGUGCAAUCUAUCUAUUAAGCAGGCACAAUUCCAGUCAGUAGAAAGAAACAGUGAAGAAAAGAUUCAACAAAGAUACGAUUGGGUACAAAAAUGGUAGCAACCUGGCUUGAAUUUCACAAAAAAUUGCGCCUUUCAAUUAAGCAGUUCUGGUCAGUUGUCAAGAGCAAGGUUAAGCGAAAUAAGUUCCUAGAAAAAGAAUCGCUCAUGACUAGAACUAGUGAGGCUUGCGAUAGCUUGUAUCUAAGUGAUUUCAAAGGCUUUAUUUCUCAUCCUGCUAAAUGUUUUGGUAAGUAUCUCAACAAAGAAAGAUUAUGAACAAUGUAGAGUAGGUGAGAGACGUUAUGGUGAAAAAGCUCCAG
Molecule: messenger RNA, 402 nt
Organism: Rhizopus microsporus ATCC 52813
Lineage: Eukaryota; Fungi; Mucoromycota; Mucoromycetes; Mucorales; Rhizopodaceae
Exons: 1
Coding region: 134-358 (74 amino acids)
Source: RefSeq, a predicted model, not a curated record